Baudoinia panamericana UAMH 10762 is the source of this 1032-nucleotide messenger RNA. RefSeq lists its product as uncharacterized. Lineage: Eukaryota; Fungi; Ascomycota; Dothideomycetes; Mycosphaerellales; Teratosphaeriaceae. The transcript has 2 exons. The coding region runs from base 1 to 1032 and encodes 343 amino acids. The record is from RefSeq and is a predicted model, not a curated record.
AUGACUACAGCACGACCGAUCUUCGAUCCAGUCGACACCAGCUUUGAUCCGACAUACCAAGCGCAAAAGGACGAUGUAGAGUCACCAUCGCUUUCCAGCAGCAAUGCAUUGGCUCGAUUCGAAUUCGAGCCCGGCAGGAGCAAAGACGGUACGAAAGUGUUGAUGGUAGAGUGGGAGGAAGAUGAUACUACGCAAAACAUAGCUGGUGAUUGGGAGAUUAGCUGGGAGGGAAAGAAGACUGUGUUACCUGCACAGGAUUCGGCGGCGGAUGGCGAACAGGCUCCGGUCAACAGGCUCUACUUCAUGCUUGGUCCCGGUGUCGCUGUACCGACGUCCGUCAAGUUGCGAAAGGGCACAGUAGAGUGGCGAACCCAUCCUUUACCUGCAAUCUUCUCUCCGGAGCUAGGCGCGACAGCAAGACAGGCUGGGAAGAAGGGGGUACUUCACACAAUCUGGGCGAAGAAGAGGCUGCAGGUGCUGCAGGGAGAGAUCGAUGCGGAGACGAAGAAGAAUACGGAAGGUCUAGGCUUGGAGAUGGCGGCAGCGGAGAAAGAAUGGAUAGAGCAAAACUUUGGUGUUGUGACGAAGCCGUCCUCGAUUAGCAUACCCGCUUCGGGCGCGUUGGCAUCGGUCAUGGCAUCCGCUAAUGGUCCGGCAAGCCCGAGAAGUCCCGGUGGUGGGCGAUUGAUGGACAAGCUCAAGGGCCUGAAGCUCAGCACUAGCCCGUCGGAUGUGAAUGGCGCAGCUAAAGACAACCGCUCAUCGCCCGACUUCUUUCACAACCCGCUGAGUCCUGAGACGUCUGACGUAGCAGUCGGUUCAUUCGGAGCCUUUGCCGCUUUGAAAGGCCUAGGCAUGGGUUCGCUAAACGCGUUGGCAGCCGGCGAGACAACCUUUGCGCCCAGGCAGCCUGAUGACGAACAGGAAGACGACCUCUUCGCGCUGCCGAUGAGUCCACGUUCUCCAGAUAUGACCAAGUCUCCUUUCUCGUUUGGGAGCGCUGAUACCAUGAAGUAUAUGAGCCGCGCGUGA